Lucilia sericata (common green bottle fly) is the source of this 24037-nucleotide messenger RNA. Its product is annotated as titin homolog. Lineage: Eukaryota; Metazoa; Arthropoda; Insecta; Diptera; Calliphoridae. The coding region runs from base 19 to 23004 and encodes 7661 amino acids. The transcript has 5 exons. The record is from RefSeq and is a predicted model, not a curated record.
AUUGAUUCGAAGCCUUCGAUGCUUCCACAAUUUUCUGAAUUACCAGAAUUUGUAGACAAAUCGGACAAACCAAAAUCUCCUGUAGAUUCGAAAACAUCUUCUGCAAAACCUGCAGACGAUUCAGAAGAUGAAAUUGAAAUCGAGAAACCAACAGCUAUUGACUCGAAACCUUCGAUGCUUCCACAAUAUUCUGAAUUUCCAGAAUCUCUAGACAAAUCGGACAAGCCAAAAUCUCCUGUAUAUUCGAAAACAUCUCCUGCUAAACCUGCAGAUGAUUUUGAAGAUGAAUUUGAAAUCAAGAAACCAACAGCUAUUGACUCGAAGCCUUCGAAGCUUCCACAAUUUUCUGAAUUACCAGAAUCUCUAGACAAAUCUGACAAACCAAAACCUCCUGUUGAUUCGAAAACAUCUCCUGCUAAACCUGCAGAUGAUUCUGAAGAUGAAUUUGAAAUCAGGAAACCAACAGCUAUUGAGUCGAAGCCUUCGAUGCCUCCACAAUUUUCUGAUUUUCCAAAAUCUCUAGACAAAUCGGACAAACCAAAAUCUCCUGUAGAUUCGAAAACAUCUCCCAUUAAACCGAUAUCUGUAGAUGAUACUAAAGAUGAAAUUGAACUCAAGAAACCAACAGCUAUUGACUCGAAACCUUCGAAGCCUCCACAAUAUUCUGAAUUACCAGAAUCUCUAGACAAAUCGGACAAACCAAAAUCUCCUGUAGAUUCGAAAACAUCUCCUGAAAAACCUGCAGAUGAUUCAGAAGAUGAAAUUGAAAUCGAAAAACCAACAGCUAUUGACUCGAAACCUUCGAUGCUUCCACAAUUUUCUGAAUUACCAGAAUCUCUAGACAAAUCGGACAAACCAAAAUCUCCUGUAGAUUCGAAAACAUCUCCUGCUAAACCUGCAGAUGAUUCUGAAGAUGAAUUUGAAAUCAAGAAACCAACAGCUAUUGAUUCGAAGCCUUCGAUGCUUCCACAAUUUUCUGAAUUACCAGAAUCUCUAGACAAAUCGGACAAGUCAAAAUCUCCUGUAUAUUCGAAAACAUCUCCUGCUAAACCUGCAGAUGAUUCUGAAGAUGAAUUUGAAAUCAAGAAACCAACAGCUAUUGACUCGAAGCCUUCGAAGCUUCCACAAUUUUCUGAAUUACCAGAAUCUCUAGACAAAUCGGACAAACCAAAAUCUCCUGUUGAUUCGAAAACAUCUCCUGCUAAACCUGCAGAUGAUUCUGAAGAUGAAUUUGAAAUCAAGAAACCAACAGCUAUUGACUCGAAGCCUUCGAUGCCUCCACAAUUUUCUGAUUUACCAAAAUCUCUAGACAAAUCGGACAAACCAAAAUCUCCUGUGAAAUCGAAAAUGUCUCCGAUUAAACUGACAUCUUUUGAUGAUUCUAAAGAUGAAAUUGAAUCUGAAGACGUAUUUGAACUAAGGCAACCAGCUGCUAUUGAUGCGAAGCCUUCGAUGCUUCCACAAUUUUCUGAAUUAGCAGAAUCUCUAGACAAAUCGGACAAAGCAAAAUCACCUGUAGAUUCGAAAACAUCUUUCAUUAAACUGACAUCUGCAGAUGAUUCUGAAGAUGAAUUUGAACUAAAGAAACCAACAGCUACUGACUCGAUGCAUUCGAUGCUUCCACAAUUUUCUGAAUUACAAGAAUCUCUAGACAAAUCAGAUAAACCAAAAUCUCCUGUAGAUUUGAAAACAUCUUCCAUUAAACCGAUAUCUGUAGAUGAUACUAAAGAUGAAAUUGAACUCAAGAAACCAACAGCUAUUGACUCGAAACCUUCGAUUCCUCCACAAUAUUCUGAUUUAACAGAAUCUCUAGACAAAUCGGACAAACCAAAAUUUCACGUAGAUUCGAAAACAUCUCCUGCUAAACCUGCAGGUGAUUCUGAAGAUGAAUUUGAAAUCAUGAAACCAACAGCUAUUGAUUCGAAGCCUUCGAUGCUUCCACAAUUUUCUGAAUUACCAGAAUCUCUAGACAAAUCGGACAAACCAAAAUCUCCUGUAGAUUCGAAAACAUCUCCCAUUAAACCGAUAUCUGUAGAUGAUACUAAAGAUGAAAUUGAACUCAAGAAACCAACAGCUAUUGACUCGAAACUUUCGAUUCCUCCACAAUAUUCUGAUUUACCAGAAUCUCUAGACAAAUCGGACAAACCAAAAUCUCCUGUAGAUUCAAAAACAUCUCCUGCAGAUGAUUCAGAAGAUGAAAUUGAAAUCGAGAAACCAACAGCUAUUGACUCGAAACCUUCGAUGCUUCCACAAUUUUCUAAAUUACCAGAAUCUCUAGACAAAUCGGACAAACCAAUAUCUCACGUAGAUUCGAAAACAUCUCCUGCUAAACCUGCAGGUGAUUCUGAAGAUGAAUUUGAAAUCAUGAAACCAACAGCUAUUGAUUCGAAGCCUUCGAUGCUUCCACAAUUUUCUGAAUUACCAGAAUCUCUAGACAAAUCGGACAAACCAAAAUCUCCUGUAGAUUCGAAAACAUCUCCCAUUAAACCGAUAUCUGUAGAUGAUUCUGAAGAUAAUUUUGAUCAAAAGAAACCAACAGCUAUUGACUCGAAACUUUCGAUUCCUCCACAAUAUUCUGAUUUACCAGAAUAUCUAGACAAAUCGGACAAACCUAAAUCUCCUGUAGAUUCAAAGAUAUCUGCCGUUAAACCGACAUCUGCAGAUGAUUCUGAAGAUAAAUUUGAUCAAAAGAAACCAACAGCUAUUCACUCGAAGCCUUCGAUGCUUCCACAAUUUUCUGAAUUACCAGAAUCUCUAGACAGAUCGGACAAACCAAAAUCUCCUGUAGAUUCGAAAACAUCUUCUGCUAAACCUGCAGAUGAUUCAGAAGAUGAAAUUGAAAUCGAGAAACCAACAGCUAUUGACUCGAAACCUUCGAUGCUUCCACAAUUUUCUGAAUUACCAGAAUCUCUAGACAAAUCGGACAAACCAAAAUCUCCUGUAGAUUCGAAAACAUCUCCCAUUAAACCGAUAUCUGUAGAUGAUACUAAAGAUGAAAUUGAACUCAAGAAACCAACAGCUAUUGACUCGAAACCUUCGAUUCCUCCACAAUAUUCUGAUUUACCAGAAUCUCUAGACAAAUCGGACAAACUAAAAUCUCCUGUAGAUUCGAAAACAUCUCCCAAUAAACUGACAUCUGUAGACGAUACUAAAGAUGAAAUUGAACUCAAGAAACCAACAGUUAGUGACUCGAAGCCAUUGAUGCCUCCACAAUUUUCUGAUUUACCAGAAUCUCUAGACAAAUCGGACAAACCUAAAUCUCCUGUGGAUUCAAAACCGACAUCUGCAGAUGAUUCUGAAGAUAAAUUUGAUCAAAAGAAACCAACAGCUAUUGACUCGAAGCCCUCGAUGCUUCCACAAUUUUCUGAAUUACCAGAAUUUCUAGACAAAUCGGACAAACCAAAAUCUCCUGUAGAUUCGAAAACAUCUCCCAUUAAACCGAUAUCUGUAGAUGAUACUAAAGAUGAAAUUGAACUCAAGAAACCAACAGCUAUUGACUCGAAACCUGCGAUUCCUCCACAAUAUUCUGAUUUACCAGAAUCUCUAGACAAAUCGGACGAACCAAAAUCUCCUGUAGAUUCGAAAACAUCUCCCAAUAAACUGACAUCUGUAGACGAUACAAAAGAUGAAAUUGAACUCAAGAAACCAACAGUUAGUGACUCGAAGCCUUUGAUGCCUACACAAUUUUCUGAUUUACCAGAAUCUCUAGACAAAUCGGACAAACCUAAAUCUCCUGUGGAUUCAAAGAUAUCUCCCAUUAAACCGAUAUCUGCAGAUGAUUCUGAAGAUAAACUUGAUCAAAAGAAACCAACAGCUAUUGACUCGAAGCCUUCGAUGCUUCCACAAUUUUCUGAAUUACCACAAUCUCUAGACAAAUCGGACGAACCAAAAUCUCCUGUAGAUUCGGAAACAUCUCCCAAUAAACUGACAUCUGUAGACGAUACUAAAGAUGAAAUUGAACUCAAGAAACCAACAGUUAGUGACUCGAAGCCUUUGAUGCUUCCACAAUUUUCUGAUUUACCAGAAUCUCUAGACAAAUCGGACAAACCUAAAUCUCCUGUGGAUUCAAAGAUAUCUCCCAUUAAACCGACAUCUGCAGAUGAUUCUGAAGAUAAAUUUGAUCAAAAGAAACCAACAGCUAUUGACUCGAAGCCUUCGAUGCUUCCACAAUUUUCUGAAUUUCCAGAAUCUCUAGACAAAUCGGACAAACCAAAAUCUCCUGUAGAUUCGAAAACAUCUUCUGCUAAACCUGCAGAUGAUUCAGAAGAUGAAAUUGAAAUCGAGAAACCAACAGCUAUUGACUCGAAACCUUCGAUGCUUCCACAAUUUUCUGAAUUACCAGAAUCUCUAGACAAAUCGGACAAACCAAAAUCUCCUGUAGAUUCGAAAAUAUCUCCUGCAAAACCUGCAGAUGAUUCAGAAGAUGAAAUUGAAAUCGAGAAACCAACAGCUAUUGACUCGAAAAGUUCGAUGCCUCCACAACAUUCUGAAUUACCAGAAUCUCUAGACAAAUCGGACAAACCAAAAUCUCCUGUAGAUUCGAAAACAUCUCCUGCAAAACCUGCAGAUGAUUCAGAAGAUGAAUUUGAAAUCAAGAAAUCAACAGUUAUUGACUCGAAGCCUUCGAAGCUUCCACAAUAUUCUGAAUUACCAGAAUCUCUAUACAAAUCGGACAAACCAAAAUCUCCUGCAGAUUCGAAAACAUCUCCUGCUAAACCUGCAGACGAUUCUGAAGAUGAAUUUGAAAUCAAGAAACCAACAGCUAUUGACUCGAAGCCUUCGAAGCUUCCACAAUUUUCUGAAUUACCAGAAUCUCUAGACAAAUCGGACAAACCAAAAUCUCCUGUAGAUUCGAAAACAUCUCCUGCUAAACCUGCAGAUGAUUCUGAAGAUGAAUUUGAAAUCAAGAAACCAACAGAUAUUGACUCGAAACCUUCGAUUCCUCCACAAUUUUCUGAUUUACCAAAAUCUCUAGACAAAUCGGACAAACCAAAAUCUCCUGUGAAUUCGAAAAUGUCUCCCAUUAAACCGACAUCUUUUGAUGAUUCUGAAGAUGAAAUUGAAUCUGAAGAUGUAUUUGAACUAAGGCAACCAACUGCUAUUGAUGCGAAGCCUUCGAUGCUUCCACAAUUUUCUGAAUUAUUAAAAUCUCUAGACAAAUCGGACAAACCAAAAUCUCCUGUAGAUUCGAAAACAUCUCUCAUUAAACUGACAUCUGCAGAUGAUUCUGAAGAUGAAUUUGAACUAAAGAAACCAACAGCUACUGACUCGAUGCAUUCGACGCUUCCACAAUUUUCUGAAUUACCAGAAUCUCUAGACAAAUCGGGCAAACCAAAAUCUCCUGUAGAUUCGAAAACAUCUCCUGUAAAACCUGCAGAUGAUUCAGAAGAUGAAAUUGAAAUCGAGAAACCAAAAGCUAUUGACUCGAAACCUUCGAUGCUUCCACAAUUUUCUGAAUUACCAGAAUCUCUAGACAAAUCGGACAAACUAAAAUCUCCUGUAGAUUCGGAAACAUCUCCUGCUAAACCUGCAGAUGAUUCUGAAGAUGAAUUUGAAGUCAGGAAACCAACAGCUAUUGAUUCUCUAGACAAAUCGGAUAAGCCAAAAUCUCCUGUAUAUUCGAAAACAUCUCCUGCUAAACCUGCAGAUGAUUCUGAAGAUGAAUUUGAAAUCAAGAAAUCAACAGUUAUUGACUCGAAGCCUUCGAAGCUUCCACAAUAUUCUGAAUUACCAGAAUCUCUAGACAAAUCGGACAAACCCAAAUCUCACGUAGAUUCGAAAACAUCUCCUGCUAAACCUGCAGGUGAUUCUGAAGAUGAAUUUGAAAUCAUGAAACCAACAGCUAUUGAUUCGAAGCCUUCGAUGCUUCCACAAUUUUCUGAAUUACCAGAAUCUCUAGACAAAUCGGACAAACCAAAAUCUCCUGUAGAUUCGAAAACAUCUCCUGCAGAUGAUUCAGAAGAUGAAAUUGAAAUCGAGAAACCAACAGCUAUUGACUCGAAACCUUCGAUGCUUCCACAAUUUUCUAAAUUACCAGAAUCUCUAGACAAAUCGGACAAACCAAAAUCUCCUGUAGAUUUAAAAACAUCUCCUGCUAAACCUGCAGAUGAUUCUGAAGAUGAAUUUGAAAUCAAGAAACCAACAGCUAUUGACUCGGAACCUUCGAUUCCUCCACAAUAUUCUGAUUUACCAGAAUCUCUAGACAAAUCGGACAAGCCAAUAUCUCCUGUAUAUUCGAAAACAUCUCCUGCUAAACCUGCAGAUGAUUCUGAAGAUGAAUUUGAAAUCAAGAAACCAACAGUUAUUGACUCGAAGCCUUCGAAGCUUCUACAAUAUUCUGAAUUACCAGAAUCUCUAGACAAAUCGGACAAACCAAAAUCUCACGUAGAUUCGAAAACAUCUCCUGCUAAACCUGCAGGUGAUUCUGAAGAUGAAUUUGAAAUCAUGAAACCAACAGCUAUUGAUUCGAAGCCUUCGAUGCUUCCACAAUUUUCUGAAUUACCAGAAUCUCUAGACAAAUCGGAUAAACCUAAAUCUCCUGUAGAUUCGAAAACAUCUCCUGCAAAACCUGCAGAUGAUUCAGAAGAUAAAAUUGAAAACGAGAAACCAACAGCUAUUGACUCGAAACCUUCGAUGCUUCCACAAUUUUCUGAAUUACCAGAAUCUCUAGACAAAUCGGACAAACUAAAAUCUCCUGUAGAUUCGAGAACAUCUCCUGCUAAACCAGCAGAUUAUUCUGAAGAUGAAUUUGAAAUCAAGAAACCAACAGCUAUUGACUCGAAGCCUUCGAUGCUUCCACAAUUUUCUGAAUUACCAGAAUCUCUAGACAAAUCGGACAAGCCAAUAUCUCCUGUAUAUUCGAAAACAUCUCCUGCUAAACCUGCAGAUGAUUCUGAAGAUGAAUUUGAAAUCAAGAAACCAACAGCUAUUGGCUCGAAGCCUUCGAUGCCUCCACAAUUUUCUGAUUUACCAAAAUCUUUAGACAAAUCGGACAAACCAAAAUCUCCUGUGAAUUCGAAAAUGUCUCCCAUUAAACCGACAUCUUUUGAUGAUUCUGAAGAUGAAAUUGAAUCUGAAGAUGUAUUUGAACUAAGGCAACCAACUGCUAUUGAUGCGAAGCCUUCGAUGCUUCCACAAUUUUCUGAAUUACCAGAAUCUCUAGACAAAUCAGACAAAGCAAAAUCACCUGUAGAUUCGAAAACAUCUCUCAUUAAACUGACAUCUGCAGAUGAUUCUGAAGAUGAAUUUGAACUAAAGAAACCAACAGCUACUGACUCGAUGCAUUCGAUGCUUCCACAAUUUUCUGAAUUACCAGAAUCUCUAGACAAAUCAGAUAAACCAAAAUCUCCUGUAGAUUCGAAAACAUCUCCCAUUAAACCGAUAUCUGUAGAUGAUACUAAAGAUGAAAUUGAACUCAAGAAACCAACAGCUAUAGACUCGAAACCUUCGAUUCCUCCACAAUAUUCUGAUUUACCAGAAUAUCUAGACAAAUCGGACGAACCAAAAUCUCCUGUAGAUUCGAAAUCAUCUCCCAAUAAACCGACAUCUGAAGACGAUACUAAAGAUGAAAUUGAACUCAAGAAACCAACAGUUAGUGACUCGAAGCCUUUGAUGCCUCCACAAUUUUCUGAUUUACCAGAAUCUCUAGACAAAUCGGACAAACCUAAAUCUCCUGUGGAUUCAAAGAUAUCUCCCAUUAAACCGAAAACUGCAGAUGAUUCUGAAGAUAAAUUUGAUCAAAAGAAACCAACAGCUAUUGACUCGAAGCCUUCGAUGCUUCCACAAUUUUCUGAAAUACCAGAAUCUCUAGACAAAUCGGACAAACCAAAAUCUCCUGUAGAUUCGAAAACAUCUCCUGCAAAACCUGCAGAUGAUUCAGAAGAUGAAAUUGAAAUCGAGAAACCAACAGCUAUUGACUCGAAACCUUCGAUGCUUCCACAAUUUUCUGAAUUACCAGAAUCUCUAGACAAAUCGGACAAACCAAAAUCUCCUGUAGAUUCGAAAACAUCUCCUGCUAAACCUGCAGAUGAUUCUGAAGAUGAAUUUGAAAUCAAGAAACCAACAGCUAUAAACUCGAAGCCUUCGAUGCUUCCACAAUUUUCUAAAUUACCAGAAUCUCUUGACAAAUCGGACAAACCAAAAUCUCACGUAAAUUCGAAAACAUCUCCUACUAAACCUUCAGAUGAUUCUGAAGAUGAAUUUGAAAUCAUGAAACCAACAGCUAUGGAUUCGAAGCCUUCGAUGCUUCCACAAUUUUCUGAAUUACCAGAAUCUCUAGACAAAUCGGACAAACCAAAAUCUCCUGUGAAUUCGAAAACAUCUCCCAUUAAACCGAUAUCUGUAGAUGAUACUGAAGAUGAAAUUGAACUCAAGAAACCAACAGCUAUUGACUCGAAACCUUCGAUUCCUCCACAAUAUUCUGAUUUACCAGAAUCUCUAGACAAAUCGGACGAACCAAAAUCUCCUGUAGAUUCGAAAACAUCUCCCAAUAAACUGACAUCUGUAGACGAUACUAAAGAUGAAAUUGAACUCAAGAAACCAACAGUUAGUGACUCGAAGCCUUUGAUGCCUUCACAAUUUUCUGAUUUACCAGAAUCUCUAGACAAAUCGGACAAACCUAAAUCUCCUGUGGAUUCAAAGAUAUCUCCCAUUAAACCGACAUCUGCAGAUGAUUCUGAAGAUAAAUUUGAUCAAAAGAAACCAACAGCUAUUGACUCGAAGCCUUCGAUGCUUCCACAAUUUUCUGAAUUACCAGAAUCUCUAGACAAAUCGGACAAACCAAAAUCUCCUGUAGAUUCGAAAACAUCUUCUGCUAAACCUGCAGAUGAUUCAGAAGAUGAAAUUGAAAUCGAGAAACCAACAGCUAUUGACUCGAAACCUUCGAUGCUUCCACAAUUUUCUGAAUUACCAGAAUCUCUAGACAAAUCGGACAAACCAAAAUCUCCUGUAGAUUCGAAAACAUCUCCCAUUAAACCGAUAUCUGUAGAUGAUACUAAAGAUGAAAUUGAACUCAAGAAACCAACAGCUAUGGACUCGGAACCUUCGAUUCCUCCACAAUAUUCUGAUUUACCAGAAUCUCUAGACAAAUCGGACGAACCAAAAUCUCCUGUAGAUUCGAAAACAACUCCCAAUAAACUGACAUCUGUAGACGAUACUAAAUAUGAAAUUGAACUCAAGAAACCAGCAGUUAGUGACUCGAAGCCUUUGAUGCUUCCACAAUUUUCUGAUUUACCAGAAUCUCUAGACAAAUCGGACAAACCUAAAUCUCCUGUGGAUUCAAAGAUAUCUCCCAUUAAACCGAUAUCUGCAGAUGAUUCUGAAGAUAAAUUUGAUCAAAAAAAACCAACAGAUAUUGACUCGAAGCCUUCGAUGCUUCCACAAUUUUCUGAAUUACCACAAUCUCUAGACAAAUCGGACAAACCGAAAACAUCUUCUGCAAAACCUGCAGAUGAUUCAGAAGAUGAAAUUGAAAUCGAGAAACCAACAGCUAUUGACUCGAAACCUUCGAUGCUUCCACAAUUUUCUGAAUUACCAGAAUCUCUAGACAAAUCGGACAAACCAAAAUCUCCUGUAGAUUUAAAAACAUCUCCUGCUAAACCUGCAGAUGAUUCUGAAGAUGAAUUUGAAAUCAAGAAACCAACAGCUAUUGACUCGGAACCUUCGAUUCCUCCACAAUAUUCUGAUUUACCAGAAUCUCUAGACAAAUCGGACGAACCAAAAUCUCCCGUAGGUUCGAAAACAUCUCCCAAUAAACUGACAUCUGUAGACGAUACUAAAUAUGAAAUUGAACUCAAGAAACCAGCAGUUAGUGACUCGAAGCCUUUGAUGCUUCCACAAUUUUCUGAUUUACCAGAAUCUCUAGACAAAUCGGACAAACCUAAAUCUCCUGUGGAUUCAAAGAUAUCUCCCAUUAAACCGAUAUCUGCAGAUGAUUCUGAAGAUAAAUUUGAUCAAAAGAAACCAACAGCUAUUGACUCGAAGCCUUCGAAGCUUCCACAAUUUUCUGAAUUACCAGAAUCUCUAGACAAAUCGGACAAACCACAAUCUCCUGUAGAUUCGAAAACAUCUCCUGCUAAACCUUCAGAUGAUUCUGAAGAUGAAUUUGAAAAAAAGAAACCAACAGCUAUUGACUCGAAGCCUUCGAUGCCUCCACAAUUUUCUGAUUUACCAAAAUCUCUAGACAAAUCGGACAAACCAAAAUCUCCUGUGAAUUCGAAAAUGUCUCCCAUUAAACCGACAUCUUUUGAUGAUUCUGAAGAUGAAAUUGAAUCUGAAAAUGUAUUUGAACUAAGGCAACCAACCGCUAUUGAUGCGAAGCCUUCGACGCUUCCACAAUUUUCUGAAUUACCAGAAUCUCUAGACAAAUCGGACAAACCAAAAUCUCCUGUAGAUUCGAAAACAUCUCUCAUUAAACUGACAUCUGCAGAUGAUUCUGCAGAUGAAUUUGAACUAAAGAAACCAACAGCUACUGACUCGACGCAUUCGAUGCUUCCACAAUUUUCUGAAUUACCAGAAUCUCAAAACAAAUCAGAUAAACCAAAAUCUCCUGUAGAUUCGAAAACAUCUCCCAUUAAACCGAUAUCUGUAGAUGAUACUGAAGAUGAAAUUGAACUCAAGAAACCAACAGCUAUUGACUCGAAACCUUCGAUUCCUCCACAAUAUUCUGAUUUACCAGAAUCUCUAGACAAAUCGGACGAACCAAAAUCUCCUGUAGAUUCGAAAACAUCUCCCAAUAAACUGACAUCUGUAGACGAUACUAAAGAUGAAAUUGAACUCAAGAAACCAACAGUUAGUGACUCGAAGCCUUUGAUGCCUUCACAAUUUUCUGAUUUACCAGAAUCUCUAGACAAAUCGGACAAACCUAAAUCUCCUGUGGAUUCAAAGAUAUCUCCCAUUAAACCGACAUCUGCAGAUGAUUCUGAAGAUAAAUUUGAUCAAAAGAAACCAACAGCUAUUGACUCGAAGCCUUCGAUGCUUCCACAAUUUUCUGAAUUACCAGAAUCUCUAGACAAAUCGGACAAACCAAAAUCUCCUGUAGAUUCGAAAACAUCUUCUGCUAAACCUGCAGAUGAUUCAGAAGAUGAAAUUGAAAUCGAGAAACCAACAGCUAUUGACUCGAAACCUUCGAUGCUUCCACAAUUUUCUGAAUUACCAGAAUCUCUAGACAAAUCAGACAAACCAAAAUCUCCUGUAUAUUCGAAAACAUCUCCUGCUAAACCUGCAGAUGUUUCUGAAGAUGAAUUUGAAAUCAAGAAACCAACAGCUAUUGACUCGAAGCCUUCGAAGCUUCCACAAUUUUCUGAAUUACCAGAAUCUCUAGACAAAUCGGACAAACCAAAAUCUCCUGUUGAUUCGAAAACAUCUCCUGCUAAACCUGCAGAUGAUUCUGAAGAUGAAUUUGAAAUCAAGAAACCAACAGCUAUUGACUCGAAGCCUUCGAUGCCUCCACAAUUUUCUGAUUUACCAAAAUCUCUAGACAAAUCGGACAAACCAAAAUCUCCUGUGAAUUCGAAAAUGUCUCCCAUUAAACCGACAUCUUUUGAUGAUUCUGAAGAUGAAAUUGAAUCUGAAGAUGUAUUUGAACUAAGGCAACCAACUGCUGCUGAUGCGAAGCCUUCGAUGCUUCCACAAUUUUCUGAAUUACCAGAAUCUCUAGACAAAUCGGACAAAGCACUAUCUCCUGUAGAUUCGAAAACAUCUCUCAUUAAACUGCCAUCUGCAGAUGAUUCUGAAGAUGAAUUUGAACUAAAGAAACCAACAGCUACUGACUCAAUGCAUUUGACGCUUCCACAAUUUUCUGAAUUACCAAAAUCUCUAGACAAAUCAGAUAAACCAAAAUCUCCUGUAGAUUCGAAAACAUCUCCCAUUAAACCGAUAUCUGCAGAUGAUAAUAAAGAUGAAAUUGAACUCAAGAAACCAACAGCUAUUGACUCGAAACCUUCGAUGCCUCCACAAUAUUCUGAAUUACCAGAAUCUCUAGACAAAUCGGACAAACCAAAAUCUCCCGUAGAUUCGAAAACAUCUCCUGCAAAACCUGCAGAUGAUUCAGAAGAUGAAAUUGAAAUCGAGAAACCAACAGCUAUUGACUCGAAACCUUCGAUGCUUCCACAAUUUUCUGAAUUACCAGAAUCUCUAGACAAAUCGGACAAACCAAAAUCUCCUGUAGAUUCGAAAACAUCUCCUGCUAAACCUGAAGAUGAUUCUGAAGAUGAAUUUAAAAUCAAGAAACCAACAGCUAUUGACUCGAAGCCUUCGAUGCUUCCACAAUUUUCUGAAUUACCAGAAUCUCCAGACAAAUCGGACAAACUAAAAUCUCCUGUAGAUUCGAGAACAUCUCCUGCUAAACCAGCAAAUUAUUCUGAAGAUGAAUUUGAAAUCAAGAAACCAACAGCUAUUGACUCGAAGCCUUCGAUGCUUCCACAAUUUUCUGAAUUACCAGAAUCUCUAGACAAAUCGGACAAACCAAAAUCUCCUGUAGAUUCGAAAACAUCUCCUGCUAAACCUGCAGAUGAUUCUGAAGAUGAAUUUGAAAUCAAGAAACCAACAGCUAUUGACUCGAAGCCUUCGAUGCUUCCACAAUUUUCUGAAUUACCAGAAUCUCUAGACAAAUCGGACAAACCAAACUCUCCUGUAGAUUCGAAAACAUCUCCCUUUAAGCCGAUAUCUGUAGAUGAUACUAAAUAUGAGAUUGAACUCAUGAAACCAACAGCUAUUGACUCGAAGCCUUCGAUGCUUCCACAAUUUUCGGAACUACCAGAAUCUCUAGACAAAUCGGACAAACCAAAGUCUCCCGUAGAUUCGAAAACAUCUCCUGCUAAACCUGCAGAUGAUUCUGAAGAUCAAUUUGAAAUCAAGAAACCAACAGCUAUUGACUCGAAGCCUUCGAUGCCUCCACAAUUUGCUGAAUUACCAGAAUCUCUAGACAAAUCGGACAAACCAAACUCUCCUGUAGUUUCGAAAACAUCUCCCAUUAAACCGAUAUCUGUAGAUGAUGCUAAAUAUGAAAUUGAAUUCAUGAAACCAACAGCUAUUGACUCGAAACCUUCGAUGCUUCCACAAUUUUCUGAAUUACCAGAAUCUCUAGACAAAUCGGACAAACCAAAAUCUCCUGUAGAUUUGAAAACAUCUCCUGCCAAACCUGCAGAUGAUUCUGAAGAUGAAUAUGAAAUCAGGAAACCAACAGCUAUUGACUCGAAGCCUUCGAUUCGUCCCCAAUUUUCUGAUUUACCAGAAUCUCUUGACAAAUCGGACAAACCAAAAUCUCCUGCAGAUUCGAAAACAUCUCUCAUUAGACCGACAUCUCUAGGUGAUUCUGAAGUUGAAAUUGAACUAAAGAAACCAACAGCUAUUGACUCGAAGCCUUCGAUUACUACACAAUUUUCUGAAUUACAAGAAUCUCUAGACAAAUCAGACAAACCAAAAUCUCCAACAGAUUCGAAAACAUCUGCCGUUAAACCGACAUCUGCAGAUGAUUCUGAAGAUGAAUUUGUGCUAAAGAAACCGGCAGCUUUUGACUCGAAGCCUUCGAUGCCUCCACAAUUUUCUGAUUUACCAGGGUCUCUUGAAAAAUCGGAAAAGCCAAAAUCUCUUGUAGAUUCGCAAAAGUCAUCCGUUGAACCAACAUCUUUUGAUGAUUCUGAAGAUAAAUUUGAAUUAAAGAAUCCAACAGCUAUUGACUCAAAGCCUUCGAUGCCUCCACAGCUUUCUGAUUUACCACAAUCUCUUGACAAAUCGGACAAACCAAAAUCUUCUCUUGAAUUAUCUACAACAUCUGUAGAAAAUAUACCAAAAUCUCCUCCAGAUUCGAACAAAUCUUUAGGAUUACCGAUUCUAACUGAUGUUGCAGAUAAACCUAAACCUCCAGUGUUCAAAGAAAAUCUUACCAUUAGGCCUUAUUCGGAUGAUGAAACUGAAGAUGAAGUUGAUGGCAAUCUGCCAGUUUGGCGUAGCCCAGAACAGUCAUUAGAUAAUUUUAUUUCAGUUUUGUCAAGAAUUGCUAGUGAAUCCGACAAAUCUAACGGUAGUAAAUCGAUUUCUCCAUCGUCUAUUAAGCCUUAUUCAGAUGAUGAUUCUGAGGAUGAGAUUUGCGUGGAAGUACGUACUAGGUAUAGCCCCAAAAAUAGAUUAUCUCCUCUAAUGAGUACAUCUAUUUCAAGCGCUAACGCGCUGCCUCGUAGUGACGUUCUAAAGUCCCCUCUAAAACCAUAUUCUGAUGAUGAAUCGGAAGACGAAGUGUUAUUGAAUAAGUCAAAUAGUUCAAGUCCAAUAUAUCGUAAAAAUUAUCUUAUGGACGCGAAAUAUAUAUCACAAAAACCCACAUCGCCAACUAUUGCACCAAAGUCGCCACUAAAGCCUUAUUCAGAUGAUGAGUCGGGCGAUGAAAUGGAGUCAGAAAGCAUUAUAAAGUAUUCGGAUAGAAAAUCUAUAAAUGAUGUGAUGACAUCAUCAGCUAUGAAAUCUACUGAAAAUGAUAGUUUGGUUUACUCAACCAGUCCAUUAGAUAUUUGCAAGCCAUCUUAUGAUACUCCCAAAUUACAACAAAAGCCUUAUUCCGGUGAUGUAUAUAUUGAUGAUUUAGAAAACUUGAAUUCAUUAACGUCACUCUCUCCAAAACAUCCUAAAUAUAUUUCAGAAGAAACACAUAAAGAUUCUGACACAUCACAAAUAAUUAUUAAAGAUACUGAACAUAUUUCAAGUCCUACUCUGUCAAAUGCAGUUGAUACUGUUUUUGAAAGUGAAAAACUUUCAAACACUGACAAAACUAAAACUCGUGCAGUUGCUUAUUUCGUAGACUUGGACGAAGGUGAUAAAUCAAAAUCUCAUCAUUCUAGACCAAAUAUACACCAAAAACAAGAUUAUGAUAAAAAAUUAAAAAUAAGUAAACCUAAAUUAGAUACAAAAUCUUCUGUAAAACCUAGGGAAAUACCUUUAACUAGCAAGAAGACUUACUCAAAAAGAACUACUAUUUCCGAAACUUCUCCUAAAAUUCAGAAAAGUACAACUCAAACAAGCAUUAGAGAAAUGAAAACAACCCAACGAUUAUCCAAAAGAAAUAACAUGGAGAGUUCCGUUACAAAUCUAAAGCCUCGCAAAGAUAUUAAGAAAACUGUUGUUAACGAUUAUGAGAGAAUAAUAUCUGACAAAACAAAAAUUUCCGCUUUAAAUAAUCAAAUACGUUUAGAAAGAACAUUAAGUCCUCAAACAAAUCCUAGUUUCUCUGAAAAUGUACAGUCUAGAAGUCGUAGCACUACCCCUAGACCUAGAAUCCGAACUGAUAUUACUAGAGUUCCUCAGCAACAAACGCUUAGAACAUUUAGUCCACCAGCUAACCGACCUAAACCGGACUAUUCUUCUAUUACAAGUACAUAUGCAUAUACUAGAAAAACACAAAAAACCACAAAGUCUGUUGUCAGGAAACAGACCGACCAUUCACCAAGCUCAAGAAGCUCGACACCAAAUGACGAUUCACAAAGAAGACGCUUAAGAACGCCGACAGUUCCGAUUGGAGAACAUCAUUACAUGCAACCAACAAUUGCACAUAGCAGGCGUUAUGGAAAUCUGAAAUCAGCAGAUAGUGAACUUAGUUUAGAUGAAAAGUUUUCAAAGUCUCCAGUUCCUCAAAUUGCAGCCACCACAAAUAAAAACACAUUUCAAAGUAAACAAACAAAACCUCAAUCGGGAACUCGAAAAAUGCAAACGAACAAAAUCAAUAGUAAUAGUAGGGAAUCAUUAAGAUCUAUAGAAACAAAAACUAAAAUUUCUAUUGAGCGCACGAAAUCAACAGCAGAUACUAAACAAAAAUCUACUACAAAACGAGCCCGAAACUUGUAUAUCAAAGACAACAGUUUGAAAAGUACGAUUGACAAAUCCGAUAGUUUAACAAAGUCAGCUAUAAUUGAGCAAGUCAGCAAUGUACGUUAUAAUCGACAAAUCUCAAAAGAAAAGGCGGUCGACAAGAAAAAAAUUACCUCGAAGUCCACAACAAAGAGAGAAGACUCCAAACUAUCAUCCGAAGAUACUAACAGAUUAAAAGACCGUGAUGGUUCGACAACAAAUCAAAAGCGAAUUACGAAUGCAUCAUCCAAAGUUCCAAUUAGAACAAAAACAAAUAGAGUUCCAGAUGAGAAAGUUAAUAAAUUAGAACUUAAAGCGAAAGUUGACCAAAAACAAAGCACGGUGAAACGAAAUACCACAAAGAAACUUGACACCACGAAAGAUAAAUUGGUGCAAAGUAAAAAUAUUGAUCUGAAAGUACAAAAGAAACUUAAGAACACACUCAACAAUCAAGCGGGCUCAACUCCUAAAUCUUCCCCAACAAUGUCUCAUUCUUCUUACAGUUCUCGCAAAUCAACAUCUACAUCUGCAACAACAACAACUACCUCAAAAAAUAGCCAGUCUACAAAUAAAAUUGAGAAAGAAUUACUCAAUAGUAAGUUAGCUGAGAAAAAGUCAUUUACAACAACCGUCACCUCCUCGGGCACCAAUAGAAUUUCAACCGUAAAACUCCAUCGCGAACCAAUAGCCACUACUCUUGUAAGUACGGUCGUAAUAACCGAUGACAAUGACUCGGAAAACAAUACACGAUCUGUACGUUCCAAUGAUAGCACAAAGAGCUCCAGUUCAUCUGGUAGUCGAAAGGUAAUAACAAGUGAAGUCUUCACCAAGACAUUUGGUCCCGAUAAACCAUUCGAAGUAAUAUACCGUCAGCCCGAAGUAGAUUACAUGAGCAUAAUGCGUCCUCAGUCAGUUGAACAACGUUGUGUCAACGAAUACGAUGUUAGUUUCAUUGAUACAACCGAUUCAAGUCUCUCCGAUUCGGUGGCAUUGCCAACAUUUACAUCUGAUCAAGAUCGCUUGUGCGCUGCCAGUCCUGGUUCACCUAAACCCACACGCAGCCCCUUUGCUCUAAUAGAGGAGACAAUACGCAAACAGCAAGCCAGUGGUUUUGCACUGGAUCCCACAUUGCAAAGACAAUUUGAAGCAGUGGGCAUGAUUGGAUCGGAAUCUGAAAGCCCUAUGACAACGUCUAUAGUUAACGACAACGAUCUGCAAAAGCAAGAAACCCUGCAAACAUACAUUCCCGAACCACAACCAAUUGUAUCUGUCGAAGCAAUUGCAACACAAGGCAUUUUAAAAUAUGAAAAAGAAAUUGAGAAAUAUGUGAAAGAUGAUGAUGAUGGUGAUAAGAAAGACCGUGAUGAUCAUGUUGACGAUGAUGAGGACGACGAGGAAGAGGACGAUGACUAUGAGCAUGAACAUGACAAAUCUGUAAUUGAUACCGAUUCCAUAAUGGCAAAAUCACUAUCGUCGAAUGUUGAAAAUGUGCGCCGUGAAGCAACCGUUUUAGUUGACAAUGUUCUUGAAGAGAGUAUUCAGUUUGUCAAUGAACAACAAGAUCGUGAUCAUAUUGAAACGUACAAUGUUGUUGUUGACAAUAAUGCUAGAGCGGAAUAUAAUUCCGAAAGUGAAAAUUAUGCCAUAACAUGCGAUGACGUUGACGGCUUGGAUGUCAUUAAGUCACCAACAAUUGAAUCAAUGUCGGGCAAAUCUUUCGAUGACAAUUUGAGUUUUACGGACGAACACAUUGCAACAGUUGCUGGUCCAUCGGCAACAACAACAACAACCUUAACAACAUAUUCCGUACAACAAACACAAGAAAAAAACCAAAUGUUACCACAAGAUGGUGAUGAAAUGUGUGGAACUAAAUUCACAACUACUCAAACAUCUGUGGCACAAGAAACAAAAUCCACAGACAUUACACCCGUCCCACCGUCUGCAAUAACAACGACAUCGUCCCAGCUAAGUCAUGAUAAUGCUGAUGCUGAUUUAGGCGCACUAAUAGGUGAUGUGCCGAAACCAAAACCCCGAUCGGUAAGAAUUUCUACGCCCACAGAAGAUGAUGAAGAAGAAAAAAUGUCGUCUCAAAUGCCAUACGAAGCUGAAGAACAGGAAGUGUCAUUUGACUUAUCAGAUGAUGUGGAUAUCUCCGUAGUUCCCGUGCCGAAACCACGCUCCCAAAUGAAAACAUCAGAUUCAUUUAAGAAUCUUGACACUUUAAAUCAACAACAACUACAACAACAUCAUCAACCGUCUCAAUCCGAUAGUAUAAGUUUACGUAGCUUCGAUUACACUGAAGAAACCUCUCGAACUGAUGAUCCUUCGGUGUCUGUAUCGAUUUCAAUGAAAUCUCAACAGCUCGAUUACCCCCUUACAACAACCACUACGACCACAACAACUACUUCUGAAGAUCCUGCAACAGAAUCUAUAGACCCACCUAGUGAAUUAUCAAUCGAUGAUGGAAAUGUUGAAACCGAACGCAAGACCAGUUUCUAUAUAGGAGAAUCUAGCCGCAAUAUUAUAACUAAAACAACGCCCACUAAGCUCAGUGUCAGUGAAGGGGCAGCAGAUGAGCCGCUAACCGCAGUAAUGUGUAGAGAACCCAUUGAAGCAACAGACAUAUCAUUGAUGAAGGAGUUCUCAGUGGAUUCUGACGAAGAAAACGACGUCUUCAAGGAAUAUGUUACAAUAAAACCUACGGAACCAGAAGCGGGCACAAGAAUUCGUCGUCAGAGCUCAGAGACCCGAAAUGAUUUGUUGGAAGAGGACGCUCUAACUAAAGAAACAAUUGAAUCGACAACUGUAGUUACCACAAUGACAACAACAACGUCAGCUGGAGCAGUUGUCGAAGACGGAACUUUACGAAAAACAAGUACAGAACAAAGUUUUACUACAACAACUAUAACAUCAACUACGUCUACUAGUUCAGCACCAUUGGAAGUCAUUCACUCCACGGGGGAAGAUGAUUCAGUACGGGAGAUAUCUGAAUCCAUGGAUAUUGAAGUCGAAAGACCAAUCGAUUUGGACUUACCACUAGAAAAAAGUGAAUGGGAAACUACAGAAAAAGAAAUACCUCCAACAGGAACGGGAAAAAUUGUGCACUCACCACAACAACCUAUUCUUAGUAAUUUAACAAAAGAGGCCUUAACCGAAGAAAUGGUCGCAAAAACACUCGAGGAAGUUCAAGAGUCACUAGAUGCUGCUAAAAAUGAACUUAAAUCGGUUUUAAAGGACGGUAAAUCUAUUAAAGAGUCGCCCUCAGAAUUUGAGUUCCGUUCAUUUUCCCAAACAAUUGCCAGUGGUAGUUCCGAGGCAGAAAAGAUUUCAGAUAUGGGUAUUAAAACGGAAAAGAUCAUUGAAGAAAAUGUUGAGCUAAUGGAAGAUGAUGACAUAUCUUCAUUUAUAGGGGUUCCGGAAAAUAUACAGGAUAAACACAAUCAAGAGACAGAAAAUAUUAUAACUAGCACAGUUAUUGAGAGUUUAAAUCGAGAAGCUGCUAUGCUACAUUAUGCUCAAAAUAUAUUUGAAGAAAAGAAACCUGAAACUUCCCUCGGUUUCGUAUCCACCGGAACUGCAGAAUCCCAAGAUUCUCAUACUUCAUCAGAUGAUCAUGUUGUUAAGGAAGAACGAGCCUCUCUUGGUUUUAUUUCUAGUGAAACUGCUGAAGACUUCAGCUCAAUGGAAAAUUAUUAUCAGGAAAAAUUAGCAAAAGCCGAUAUUGUAACCGAAGCUAAAGAAGAGAAGGAAGAAGUAAUUACCUCGACUACUGCUGGUGUCGACACCUUUGGUGAAAUUUCCUCUGAACUAACAAUGAAACCUUUCGAGGACGUGGUACAUCGUAUUAAAACUGAGAGCGCAGAUAAUGCACAAAAUCGCUGGUCAGUUCCUGAAAUCGACCAAUCAAGUUCAAGCGAGAGCUAUUAUAAGAGCUUUGAGAAAAGUGAAAGUCGUCCGCUUUCUUCAGAUAUUGAAAACCUAAUGACUCAAGCAAAUUCUUCGGAAUAUCAGACUGCCGCAGAUGUAUCGUCGGUUUAUAGAGAAACUACAGAGUUUGUAAGUGCUGUUAGUACGUUCGAGAGUAGUUCAGGAAAAACCAUAAGUUCCCAUGAAAGCAUGCGCAGUCUUGAUUCACAGUCUGAGACAUCCGCUAAUUUGGGCAGCAUAGAUGUUUCAGAGUUGUCAGAAACUCUAGUAGCGUCGUCCACAGAAGAAGCUGAAGAAAUUCAACGAUUGCGAGAUUUAGCUGAUGAGGAAGAUAGUGAUGAUAGUUUGGAUUUAGAAACAAUGGAUUAUACUGUAAGCGAAAGUAAAAUACAACAGCAGUCGCAAAUGAAACGAUCGCAAGAAAUGAUUUUCAAACCAAAAUCUGAUGAAGUUUCUCGUAAAUCCGAAGAAGAAUUUGAAGAUCAAGAGAAAUGCAUUCAAACCGUGCAAAUUGAGGAAUAUGCAAAACCAAAGGAAAUAGAAAAAACUUGGGGUCUAACAUAUCCUAUGGAAGAUACCAAACCAGAUGAUUUGAAAGACACCGAUGACAUACUUUUAUAUCAUGGAGAUAUUAGACGUUCAAUCGAUGAUUCUAAAUACGCAUCUAGUUUAGAUGAAGGUAGCAUCCUGUCUGUUAGUAUGUCAAGUACUUCAAACAUAGACACUGUGGUUGAAAACUUCGAAGAUAUUGUUGGAUCUGUUGGUGCUUCUUCACUAGCUGGUAUUGAAGGAUUCGCAGCAUCUUCUUUACCAGAAGAAACUACAUUCGUAAUGGAAAUGGAUGACGGAAGUGGAGACUUAUCUCCCCAAAAUUCUACUGCCACUACACCUCCUGGGGAAACACCUACAAAACGUGGCCAUAAGCGUUCCGAGAGCACAUCUGUAUCUGGAGAUGACAUUAAAAGUAUUCCAGACAAAGAUACACCAGCACCACAAGGCGAAGGAAAAGAAUCAGAGAGCGAAUCGGAUACAGAUCCUUACGAAACGGAAUAUGCUCGUCAAUUCCGAUCACCCUCAGAUCGUAAAAGUAAGAAGAAAAAGCAAGCAGCUGCCGAAAUGGAUCACAGCUUUGAAACAGAAAAGCGCCCUUUUACACCAUCACAACUUGUAGCUGAAGUAAUUGUAGAAGAUAGUCUAACUGAAGAAUUGGAAGCAGAGGAAUGUCUUUUGGAAGAACGACGACCAUCGCAAAAUAUGCUUAACUAUUCAAAUAUUCCAGACAUUAUGGUUACAGAGGACAUCCAACCUAAAUCACCAAUUUUAGAAGAAGACACUUUCGAAGAAAAAACUCUGUACAAAGUUAAAACUCAAGAAGAAUUGCACAAAGCCACCGACGAUCGACCUUUACAUGAAGAAAAAGAGAUGGUUAUUGAUUUAAAGGAAGAAAAUUUCCAAAAACUAGUUCAAGAACAGUAUAAACAAAAGUUGGCUGAAUUACAAAAAGCCGAAAUUGGUGAUUCCGACUACGAUUAUAACAAAGCACCUGACUCUCCAGACUCAUUUGAAAUGGUAGACCAACCCGACAUUUCGGAUGAAUUUGUAAUUAUUGAAGAGGUGGCCAAAGAAGCCAAUGAAGAUGAUUUAGGUGGCAAAAGUAUACGUAUUGCCCCUACCAAAUAUGAAUCUAAGCAUGACGAAGAAGUGGAAAAAAUUAUAAUUAAAUCUGCACCAGCUGAUCCAAAGCUUGGCUCGCAAAUAUUCCGCGAUGAUUUGAACUUUGAAUUUGAAGAAAGUCCUCCAACUGGCAGCAGUGGAGGUGCAGGUAGUGAAGUUCAAGACGAAAGUGAUUCCGGUCCAGAUAUGGCGGCGAACAAUAAACGUUGGGUCGAAAUGCAAUUAACUGAUAACCAACUGCGAUAUCCAUACGACCUAACAGGUGGUGUCUUGGAGGACAUAAAAGAAGAAGACGGAGAAUUUGAGGUCGGAAGCAGUCGCAUCAGUAGUUUUAAGGACUCAUUCUCUAGCACACCCGAAUAUGACGUCAUGGCUGCUCGACGCUAUUACGCAGCAAGGGGCGAGCAUGAUGAUAUCUCAAUGAGCAGUUUACAAGAGUUUGAAUCAUUGGAACAAGCAAUUUCAUUAGAAAAUCGUAAUCGAACCCAUCAAGGAUCAACCGAUUCCAGCAAUGGUAGUUUUCAGAGACGGUACAUAUUGCGCAAUAGCGCAAGUGGUCCAGCUCAAGGUGACGAUAUAUCCAUAUCUAGUCUCAAAGAAUUUGAAGGACUUGAAAAUGCUUGUAUCGAAGCUCAUCUUAUUGAAAUCAAAGCCAAGGAAGAAGCAGCAAUGCUAUCGCGUUCCGAUGAAUCUAACAAAUCAAAUGGUAGUGAUCGCGAUCAAAUCUUAGACUCAACCAAAGUCGUAGUCAGUAAAGUCACACGAACAGUAACACACACUGAAGUUCUUCAGUCUGGUCAACAGCCUCCCGAUAUCGAAACAUUACUUAAACAAAAAUUGCAGGAAUGUGAACGGGCUCAAAGCUCCAUUCAAAUAAGUGAAAUAUCGAAAACUAAGGCUGAUUCGGAUAAAGGAAGUAUAGAUAGUUUAGAAAUGAAUCGAAGUGUUGACAUGGUUACAAGCAGUGUGGAUGACAGUUUUGACAUUUCGAAAGAUGGCACUACAAAAUCAGACAUUGAUUCCUUGGAAGUUGAUAAACGUCAGCCCACACGAGAAGAAAGCAUUGAAUCAAUUGAAAUGGAACACAUGGAUGAUGUCAUGUCUAAAUUCGGAGUAACAUUAGGAGAUGGGCUAACAACAACGACAACUACUACGACGACAAGCACGGAUGCCGACGGACAUGAACACACAACCGUUACAACGCGAAUUAUAACAAAAACCACUCUAACGGGUGGUGGCGCCAGUAGUACAUCUCUUGAUGCCUCGGCACCAGAGAUGAUGACGAAAGAUUUCUCCGCCGAAUCCCUUAACCAAAUGAGUGCUCUUGAUCAAACCACCACCAGUUCGGCGGGAACUACGGCCACAUACCAGACAAGUGCUGGAAAUUCGCAAAUGUCUGGCAGUAUAACAAGCUGUGCCUCCAGUACUCUCAUGGAAGAUUCUGCCAUGAGUAUGUCUGGCUUAACGAUGUCAUCAAGUUAUUGGUCUCACGAAGAAGAAACAGUAAAAGAAGGCACCGAUGUAAAAACGAAGGAUGCUCUCAACAAAGAAGAUCAUCCACCCCAUUAGAGAAUUCUCUCAUACGAAAAUGAUAUAUUUAAGUUUUUUGAUACUUUGAUAUAACAAUAUUAGAAUUCAAAAAUUAAGAAGGUCUCUACAUAUAAGUUGGAUAUUAAAUAGAAUCUAAGGCUUAUGGGAUCGUCUGCUAUAGGUGUAUACUAUAGUACUUAAUUGAUGUUGCUGAAAUUGGAACAUUUUUUUAUAACGAAUAUAAUAUUUUAAUUAGUUAACUAUGAAUUAACUAGUUAUUUAACACAUUCAAACAACAAAGCAUUUCAAAGUGUUGCUGUACACGACAAGAUACUCACUUUUACCUAAUAAGACAUAAAAAUAAUAAAUUAAUUAAAUAUUAAUUAUACAAAAAAAUAAAAGACACACACAUUUAAAUAUAUAAUAUUAAAUACAUAUUGUAGAGAUUUUAUUUAUUUAUAAUGUAAAACGCAAUUUAAUAUUUUUUAAUGUAUUUGUUUUUAUUUUUAAAUAAUUGGCUUUAAAAAAGGAAAAAUUUCCAUAUUGAUUUGCUUUAAUUGUUUCUUUAUUGGACUAAUGUUUCCUUAGUUUUAGAUUUUUUCAAAAGAAUUUAAUUUUAUUUAAACGAAUGCUAAAGUAUUCACAAAAAAUAUUAAAAAUGAAAAAACGCUGUUUAAUAAGUUAUUAAAAAAAACGAUUAAAAAAGUAUAGAAAUUAUAAUAUAUGUAUUAAGUAUAAGUGUUUUUAACAAAAUGCAAUGUAACAUUUUUUACGAAAUCAACCAUAUUUUUUUUAAAUUUUUUGCUUUGCUAAAACUGAUUAAGAAAAAAUUCAUUAUUGAUCAUACAUUUUUUUGUAACUGACAUGCAUAUUUUAUGUGAAUCUAUUCAAAUUUGAUCUUAUCUUAAACAAAAAUUCUUUAAAGCACAUUCAAUUUAAAUAAAUAAAUAAUCUAAAAUACAUAAACAUAAAGAAAAUUAAAAAAAAAAUAGUACGAUCGAUUUAUAAAAUAUUCCAUUUUUAUUAGAUGUAUUAAUUAUAUUCAACAAUUGAGAAAAUAAAAAAAUAAUAA